Rhipicephalus sanguineus (brown dog tick) is the source of this 5529-nucleotide messenger RNA. Its product is annotated as neurexin-2. Bases 283 to 5001 code for a protein of 1572 amino acids. The record is from RefSeq and is a predicted model, not a curated record. The transcript has 22 exons. Lineage: Eukaryota; Metazoa; Arthropoda; Arachnida; Ixodida; Ixodidae.
ACCACGGCUAGCCGGUCGUGAGUGUAAGCGGGCGGUGCGGUUAUAUUUUAUUUUCACGGGCCCAAGGGGUCCCCGGCCGGCGGCGAAGGGAAGGCCUAAGACGGUCGGUGUCGGGGGUGUCCGGUGUGGUGCGUGGAUUCUGGAGAAAACAGCCGUGUUGGUAUAGUGGUGAAUUUUGAAGCGGCGGCGGCCCACCAUGCACCGACGGCGUCUCAUCGACCAGCAGCCUGCGAGACGACGGUGACCUGCCAUCUCGGUCUAGUGCGGCCGUAGAACGGAGCGAUGCUGUUGCAGCUGCUGUUGGUGGCCACUGCGGUGCUGCCCCUCGUCCUGAGCCAGGACUCGUCCCUGGCUGCGCUGGGCCCUUCGGCCGUGGUGCUGGAGGGCUCGAGCAGCUCGUACGCGCAGCUUCGACGCUGGCAGGCCGGCCCGCAGGCCACGCUCAGCCUCGACUUCCAGACGCAGGAGCCCAGUGGGCUGCUGCUCUACGCUGACGACGGCGGACACGGAGACUUCGUCGAACUCAAGCUCGUCGAGGGAACGCUCAGGCUGCGGCUGAGCCUUGGCUACGGCAGCGGACGGUCGGUGUCGGAAGAGCCCUUCCUCCUCAGCGCGGGCCGAAACCUGCACGACGGAGCAUGGCAUCGUGCUGAGCUGGUGCGCAACGGGGCCGAGACGCGGCUACGCGUGGACGACCAGAGCGACGGCGGCGUGGUGCAGGGUGCCGGCGACCUGCACAUGGGCAACGAGUCGAGCAACAGUUUCGUGUACGUGGGCGGCGUGCCUUCGUGGUACGGAGCCAAGCUGGCCGCCCUCUCGUUGCCCACCGUGUUCUUCGAGCCGAGGCUGCGCGGUGCGGUGCGCAACGUGGUCUACGCCUCCGAGCACGGACGGCCGCCAAAGAGGCAGGAGCCCAUCGGUUUCAAGGGAGUACGGCUGCGCAGCGACGAGCCCUGCGAACAGCGCGACCCGUGUCAACACGGUGGAAGCUGCAUCAGCACAGAUACGGGCGCCGUGUGCGACUGUCGGGGCCUGGACUACGACGGGUCCUUCUGCGACCAAGAAAAGCAGCCCUCGGAGGCCACGUUUCGGGGACACGAGUUCCUGUCGCUGGACUCGAGUCGCGCCCCCGUGAUCAGCGGCUCGGACCAGGUGACGCUGCUGUUCAAGACGCGCCAGUCGAGCGCCCUGCUGUGGCACAGCGGCCGAGGCGGGGACUUCAUGCAACUGUCGCUGCGCGACGGGGGACUCCUGCUCUCGGUCGUGCUGGGCGCCGGAGCGCUUGAGAAGAGCGUGCGGCCCGCCAGGGUGCGCUUCGAUGACAACCAGUGGCACCGCGUGGUGGUACAUCGCAAAGUGCGCCACAUGACCAAGACCACCAGCUUCUACCACCUGUCCAUCACGGCCGACGGUGUGUACACCGAGAGGGGUUCGACGGCGGGUGCCUUCUCCUUCCUGGCGAGCAGCGCCCUCUACGUGGGCGGUUCUGACGUCCCACUACCGGGACCAAAGAGGCCCAACUUCGUCGGAUGCCUCCGAAAGGUCGAGCUGGUGGCCGACAGCUUGCAGCUGGACCUGGUCGACCUGGCACGCUCGGGCAACCGGCUGGUCCAGGCACGAGGCAACAUACACUUCGUGUGCCAGGAGGUGGACGCCGCCGACCCGGUCACCUUCACCACGAGGGACUCGUUCCUGGCUCUGCCCGGCUGGGAGGAGCCGCGCACGGCGGGCGCCCUGUCGGUGCGACUUCGCACCGUGGAACCGGACGGACUGUUGCUGUACGCCAGCGGCGCACAGGGGGACCUCAUCGCCCUGGAGCUGCUCGAGGGCCGCCUGCACUUUGUACUCGACCUCGGGUCGGGACCCGUCAAGGUGCGCACCGAGCGUCGCCUGGACGACGGCCACUGGCACCAGCUGCAAGUGGCGCGCACGGGCCGCGCGGGUACGCUCACUGUGGACGAGACCGUCUCCGAAUUCGUCGCACCAGGCAACUCCAAGCAGCUGGACGUGGAAGGUCCGCUCUUCGUGGGCGGCGUCGGCACCACGGCACGCGACGACACGCCGCUGCCACCGGCCCUCUGGUCGGGCUCCCUGAGGCUCGGCUUCGUGGGCUGCCUGCGAGACCUUGUGGUGGGAGGCGCCGCCGUCGACCUGGCCUCGUACGCGCAGCGCCAGGACUCCGGCGCCGUGCGAGCCUCGUGUCACCGGUCCGCGGGCCCUCCGCCCUGUGCCUCCCAACCGUGCCUGCACGGCGGCCGCUGCGUUGAGGGAUGGAAUCGGUUCGUCUGCGACUGCGACCACACGCCAUUCACGGGACCCGUCUGCGCCAAGGAGGCCACCAGCGUGCGCUUCAACGGCGAGCAGUACGCCCGCGUGCAGCUGUCUCGACCGCUUCGGUCGGAGGCCGAGCGCCUGCGGCUUCGCUUCCGCUCGGCCCGGGGUCAGGGCCUGCUGCUGGCUGCGGCCGCCGACGCGCACGCCACCCUGCACACGGCCCUGGUGCUGGCGCUGGAGAACGCGAGGCUCAAGGUCGCCUACAACCUCGGCGACGGAAACAAGAUAUUCUACGUGGGUCAGGCGCUGGACGACGACCGCUGGCACAGCGUCCAGCUGGACCGCAGGGGGCAUCGCGUCCAGCUCAAGCUGGAUUCGGACACCACCACCGGAGAGAUCCGCGGCGAGCACGCUGCCCUCGAGGUGCGGACGGUGCACGUGGGCGGAGUGACGCGCGAGGGGCCGCACUUCCCGGCUCGAGAUUUGCCGGGAUUCGUGGGCCACAUGCAACAGCUGCAACUCAACGGGCAGCCCCUGUUCGAAAUGGCCCGACAAGGACACAUACCGAGUCUGCAGAUGACAGCCCAGCUGGGACCCCAGGGCGAGCCCUCGCAGCUGCAUCAGCCAGUGACCUUCCGGUCUCGGCUGGCGUUCGUGGGUCUUCCGCAGCUGAAGGCCUACUCGUCCAUGCACCUGCACUUCCAGUUCAAGACCCUCGAGCCCUCCGGCCUGCUUCUCUACAACGCCGGCAAGGGACAGGACUUCGUGGCCGUCGAGCUGGUUGACGGCCACUUGCACUACCAGUUCAACCUCGGAGACGGACCACGCAAGGUGCGGUCUAACACGGCACGCCCUCUGAACGACAACCGGUGGCACGCGGUGACGCUGGGCCGCAGCUCUCUGCGCCAGCACAGCCUGGUGGUGGACGACCGCGUGGCCACGGUGAGCAGCCCGGGCGCCAACGUGCACCUGGACCUGGAGGGGCUACUCUACCUGGGAGGAGUGCGCCGGGGCGGCUACUCGGCGCUGCCUAAGACUCUGGCGUCGCGCACGGGCUUUCUUGGCUGCCUUGCUUCGCUCGACCUGAAUGGCGAGGCCCUGCACCCCCUGGACGACGCGCUGCUUCCGAGCCCGCUCGUCUCCCGAGGAUGCCACGCCACAUGGGCCCCGUGCGGCGACACGGCGUGCAGCAACGGAGGCGUGUGCACGCCCGGCUGGAACGAGCAGCAGUCGUGCGACUGUGACGCAACUUCCUUCAGUGGACCCACGUGUUCGGACGAGAGCAUCGCGUACAAGUUCGGUCCCCGACCUGGCCUGGUACGCUUCACGCCGAGCGGAGGACCGCGAGCGGCGUCUCGCGCCGACCUCCUCGCCCUGGCGUUCCUGAGCACGGCCGACGACGCCGUGCUGGUGCACGUGUCCGGACCCGAUCAGCACUUCCUUCUACUGCACAUCGAGGGCGGCAAGCUCCUGGUGACGUACAGUGCGGGCAACGCGGGAGACCUGACGGCCAGCGAUCCCGGGCUGCGAGUGAACGACGGCCGCUACCACGUGGCCCGCGUGCGACGGGAUGGCGCCAACGUCACGCUCACCGUCGACGACCGGAUGGCGCACGCGAGAAGCAUCAAAGGUCGUGCCCCGGGCGUACUGUCCCGCUACUGGUCGGUGGAGGCCGGCGGCUUCCGCAGCAGUCACCAGCAGGGUGGCGCCGACAGCGACGCCGUGCAGCGUCCCUUCGAGGGCGUCAUGGCGGGCCUGGUCUUCGACGGCGUGCGCCUGCUGGACCUGGCCGCCGAGAACGAGCCCCGGGUUCGAAUCCAGGGGGACGUCCAGUUACUCCUCUCCAUCCCGUACGAGCCGCCUAAAGGGUCGCCACGCAUGCAGCAGCAACCGCGAGCCUCUCCCGGAUCCUACGAAGGCGACGACCUGGUGUUCUCGGAAGGCUCCGGCUGCUUCGACAGCGACGACGACGAUUGCGGAGCGGAUGGCUUUGGCUCCGGAGACGACCUCAUCACUGCCGUGUACGUGCAGCCGACCGCCAGGCCAGCACCCUCGCCGCCACCGGUGGUCGUCACUCACGGCGAUUGCGACGACGAGGACUGCCUCGACGGCAGCUCCGGAUCGGCGCCCGAUGGUGACGAAGACGACGACAGCGGCGACGGGGCGUCGCCCACGCCGCCAGACCAGGGCUUCUCGAGCAGCUCGACGACUCCGAGCACGACGGCCGCUUCCGCGCCCACGGCGACGCCCUCGACGUCCACCACUACACGACGUCGCCAGCACGAGUGGAGCAUCGUGCGCACCUUCACGGUGACGCGCGCCCCAUGGCAACCUCGCAGCACUCAGGGCGCACCUCCAGCUGUCAUCAGCGUGCCCAUCCCGGAGCUGACCGUGCCCGACCAGGAGAGGGCGCGACCGGCGCCCAAGCUCAAGAGCUCGGCGGACAGCACAGCCUUGGUGAUCGGCGUCAUCGCCGGCAUCCUCAUCAGCAUCGUGAUCGUGGCGCUACUCGUGUACCAGUUCCGAAGCCGGCCUGCGGGUGCCUACAAGGUCGAGCAGGCCGGGGCGGCCGCGGUCGCGACCGGAGGCGCCUCGAAGGGAGCCGGGGCGCAGCAGGGCGAGGCCUACCAACCCGUGGCCACGGCGCAGCAACUCAAUGGCGCCGUCCAGCCCAAGGCCGGAAAUGGCGCCAAGAGAAAGAAGGACCUGCGAGAGUGGUACGUCUGAACCACCAAGACCUCAAGAGGACCUCCACAGGCCCCACCCCCCAACAAGCGACGAGAGUAUACGUCUUUCAAAAAAACACCGGGGCAGGGCCGCCCCGCGGCCCCGCCCACAUCUCCCCAAACUUCUUCUAAGUGUCGCGUGGCUACAAGAAGCUUUGGCCCCGCCCUGCAGCCAAGGAGAAGAAACUCCAGCGCUCGUGACGUCAUCGCGGUGACGUCACCGCUACCGCAGCAGGCCCCCCGCCAUUGCCGUACAAAAUAGACUCGCGCAGCAGGAGGAUCGCAUAUCAGUUUGGACAAUGUCCUCCAUUUUGGUUCUGCCCCGCGCAAGAAGAGGCCUCGGUGCACGUCUUCGACUAUACUUCCUUUGUUGCUGUUUUUUAUGUGUGUGUGUUUGUUUUUAUUUCCUCGGUGACGAAAGGUGCGGACCGACCUCCCGUGCUUUGUGAUGACCUCACUAUAGGUGGACAAAGUGUUAAUCGUGCCGCGAUCGAGGCAGCAGCGAGCGACACCAGCAAUAAUUCUAUAG